AUGUGGCCUGCUCUAAUCUUGGCGGUCACCGCACUGGUCCAGAUCUCCCCUCUCGCUCACGCUGCCCCCCCAAACGUCACUCUUGACUACGCUACGUACGAGGGUCUCUCGAACAAGCAUGGUAUCACCAGCUUCCUAGGUAUGCGCUAUGCGGCUGCGCCCAUCGGAAACUAUCGUUUCGCUGCGCCUCAAGAUCCUGGCGUGGAAACUGCCACACAGCAAGCAACUCGUUUCGGUAACGUUUGCAUUGGGGUAAAUCAAAGUCCUGGCACUCCCGUCAUCGGCGGUUACACUUACGGUGAGGAUUGCCUUUUCAUUAGUGUAUCAUCGCCGACCAGGGCUGCAAACAGUUCUCUUCUUCCCGUGAUCAUCUGGAUUACUGGUGGAGGUUAUGCCAUAGAAAGCAGCACCAAUUUCGACUUUGAUCAAUUCAUCAAUGCUUCGAAUGGCAGUGUAGUCGUCGCACAGAUGAACUACAGAGUGGGAGCUCUCGGAUUUCUCGCUGGCCAAGAAGUUCAGUCCGAAGGAGCUCUUAACGCGGGUCUUCUCGAUCAGCGCAAAGCGUUGCAAUGGGUUCGCAAGUAUAUCUCACAGUUUGGAGGUGACCCUGAUCAUGUUGUCAUGGUUGGUGGUUCAGCUGGCGCUGGCUCGGUUGGCUUACACCUGACCGCCUACGGUGGCCGCAAUGACAGCCUGUUCGUUGGGGCAGUCGGAGAUGCUUUCUUCUACCCUACUGUCAACAACGCUACCUUCUCACAACAUCAGUUCGACACCCUCGCCACUACCGUGGGAUGCGGUUCAGCUUCUGACAAACUCGCAUGUCUACGGAGCGUGGACAUCAACGCCAUACAACAAGGCGAUAUCAAUGGAGCAUACCCUAACCAGACUUUGGACUCACAGUAUAUUUGGACACCAGUCGUCGAUGGCAACUUCAUCCAGGAUCUUCCACUACGCAUGAUUCAAAAUGGUCAGUUUGUCAAAGUACCUUUGAUUGUUGGUGAUGUAACGGACGAGGGAACCCUGUUUGCAAAUAAUGCUCUUGAUGCUCAAGAAGUGUCUAAGUUCAUGUCUGCCAAUUUCCCUCUACUUUCUUCCGACAACCUCACCACGAUCAACAAGCUGUAUCCACCGACCACUCUGUUCCCAUUCCACAACCUUUACUUCUCUUCUUCGGCCGCCGCUUAUGGUGAAUCGAGCUUCAAAUGUCCGGGUUAUCUUAUCGGGACUUCUAUGGCUGCAGCUGGUCUUGCAUCGAGUGUAUGGCAGUACAAUUUCAACCAGACCAUACCCGCGAUCGCCACUGCUGGAUUCGGUGUGAUGCACCAGUCAGACCUUGGUGCUCUGUUCGGUGGUUCCGUUGGAUCGUCGACGGGAUUCUUCGAUCUGGCCGAUAAUGUCGAGAAUGCAGUUCUCUUCGAGAGCUACAAUGCUGGAAACAAGAUGUCUUCCACUAUCGCAAUGGACUACCUCAUAUCAUUUGUCCGCUCCCUAGACCCUAACACGUUCAAGGCUUCUGCGGCGCCUCGAUGGAAUGCCGCAUUCGCUUCCCACUCUGCAGAGCAGAUGAGAAUCCAGGACAUUGGUACUCAGAUGGAGCAAAUUUCAACAGAUUUCAUAGCUCGUUGCGCUUUCUGGACUGACCUUCUCUCACAGAUUGGCCAGUGA
Aureobasidium namibiae CBS 147.97 is the source of this 1665-nucleotide messenger RNA. RefSeq names its product triacylglycerol lipase-like protein. The transcript has 3 exons. NCBI's taxonomy places the organism in Eukaryota, Fungi, Ascomycota, Dothideomycetes, Dothideales, Saccotheciaceae. Bases 1 to 1665 code for a protein of 554 amino acids. The record is from RefSeq and is a predicted model, not a curated record.